ACCCCAAAUUAAGCGCACUAUCGCUUUGACACUCCUUUCAGUCAUCAGCUAUCACUCUCUCUUCCUCUCGCAUCGAAAGCCAUGGCCACCGCGAGAGUGCUAACCGUCGCCAAUACUUCCUGCUUGCUCUCCAAGACGACGUCGUUCCUUGCCAAGCAGGGGCCAUACAGCACCAGCCUCUGCUUUACCAGAAGAAGAGCAGCGUCGUCGUUGUCAUCGUCGUCCCGGAGGUCCUUCGCUUGCACAGCUAUCUACAACCCCGAGGUUCAGAUCAAGGAGGAAGGCCUGCCCGAAACCCUAGACUACCGAGUCUUCUUCGUCGACCGUGCUGGUCAAAAGGUUUCACCUUGGCAUGAUAUACCUUUGCAAGUGGGUAAUGGUGUAUUCAACUUUGUGGUUGAAAUACCCAAAGAAUCGAGUGCAAAGAUGGAGCUUGCUACUGAUGAGCCACACACUCCGAUAAAGCAGGAUACAAAGAAAGGAAAACUUCGUUACUAUCCCUACAAUAUAAAUUGGAAU
Molecule: messenger RNA, 519 nt
Organism: Prunus avium (sweet cherry)
Lineage: Eukaryota; Viridiplantae; Streptophyta; Magnoliopsida; Rosales; Rosaceae
Source: RefSeq, a predicted model, not a curated record